This is a messenger RNA of Cydia strobilella, 8012 nucleotides long. RefSeq names its product glycine receptor subunit alpha-2-like. Gene Ontology annotation, molecular function: chloride channel activity; excitatory extracellular ligand-gated monoatomic ion channel activity; transmembrane signaling receptor activity. The transcript has 10 exons. Bases 394 to 1836 code for a protein of 480 amino acids. Lineage: Eukaryota; Metazoa; Arthropoda; Insecta; Lepidoptera; Tortricidae. Gene Ontology annotation, biological process: chloride transmembrane transport; nervous system process; signal transduction. The record is from RefSeq and is a predicted model, not a curated record. Gene Ontology annotation, cellular component: plasma membrane; neuron projection; synapse.
GUCGAAUAUAGAGUUGCGAGUGAAUGAUGCAAAUCCAUUCAGAUAAUCGUCUACCGCGUCACGAUCUCGAUAUUCCCGUGACAAGCGGGUUGUUGACAGAAGGUGCACAACGCUGCCGCAUACGCCGUAGACGGCUGCGUAGCGGGCUGUAAGAUCUCGGACGCGUCAGAGCACGGGGUGAGAGCGAUCCGUCCGCGAAGGUUGCGCCCGUGACCGCGCCCGCCGGCCGCCGCGCCCGCAGUACCGUGCCGCGCUCGUUCCUCCUCGCACCUCCCAGCCCGAGGACCGCCAGACCAGUGUAGUGAUGUGCCCUUGCUGAUGAUGUAUGGCCGCCAGUGUGUGACAGUGCGCGCGAACCGCGCGAGGCCCCGGCCCAAGAGACCGUAGCCCGACAUGUGGACCUUGCUAGUGCCGCUGCUGGCCCUGGUCGCUUCCGGCGGUGGGGCCACCUUCGGAGCCAACAAAGCCCUGCUGGACUGCGCAAGCCAGAUCCUGUACCUGGAGCAACAAACGUACGACAUACCUUCAGACUAUAACAGAAACAUUCCACCUGGAAAGAACACAACCGUGUUCAUAGGGCUCAAUGUCAACCGUGUUUCGGGAGUGGAUGAGAAUAAGGAGUUUCUGUUUUCCAAGGAGAUAACACUAGACGUGUUCCUACAAGUGUCCUGGAAGGACCCCCGGCUAAAGGUGGGCCUGGAGUCCAUCGACCUACCCUGGGAGUUCCGCCAGCUGAUCUGGACGCCGGACCUGUACAUCUGGCAGCUGCAGACCAUGCGGAUCCUCUCUGUGCUGCAGGAGAUGGCCUCGCUCAGGCUUUAUAGGAAUAGCACCGUCUCAGUCAGUAUUGGCGCGACGAUAACAAUAAAAUGCGAGAUGGACUUCGUGUUAUACCCUUUAGACGUGCAAACCUGCAACAUUGAUUUCAGUAGCUACAAAUACACAUCGGAGUACGUGAGAUUUGAAUGGCGGGAGGUGCCUCCGUGGCUGGGUUGGCGGCUGGCCGGCGGACAGCGCAACCAGUUCCGCCUGCCCAAAUACGUAGUCAGCUUCACUACGGACAAAAGUAAACGUAUUGCCCAAUAUGGUGAAGGCGAGCAUUCGGCAGCGCGGCUGCAGAUGACGCUCUCUCGUGAGCUGCGGGGAUAUCUCCUGGAGAGCUAUCUGCCCUCAUCAUUGUUCGUCAUCAUUUCGUGGGGCAGCUUCUGUGUCAUCCCCGAGAUCGUGCCCGGGCGCAUGGUGCUACUUGUGACCACCCUGUUGUCGCUCGUCACCAUGUUCGACACAGUCAGUACAAACUCGCCCGACGCGCUCGAGCUGAAGUGCAUAGAGGUGUGGCUGAUCUCGUGCACUAUAUUCGUGUUCCUGGCGUUGCUCGAGUACUUCGUGGUGCUGUUCGGUAUCCGCUACGACAAGAGCUGGUGUCGCCGCCGAGCGGACAUGCGCCGCGCCGUCUCCGCCGCGCAACUAGCUCCACCCCCUUUACACGUCAACCAUUCUCAGAGGUUGAGUUGCACUCCCGUGACAGGCACCCCACAGGGCGGAGUGUUCUCGCCGACCCUCAGUGUGGAGGACGAAGGCCUCAAGCAGCAGCUCGACCAUCAGACCAUUUCGAGGGACUCGCCGCCGAUGAUGGAGACGCUGGGCGGGCGCACCGCGCAAGGUGCGCUGGCGCGGGCGGGAGCGUGCAUCGACAAGGGCAUCAUGUUCUGCGGCGCGCAGCACGGCACGCUUGACCGCUUCGCGCUCAUUCUCUUCCCUUGCUGCUUCGUGCUCUUCAAUAUUAUAUACUGGACCACGUACCUGAGUGAAGUGCACCGGCACCCGCCGAAGUGAAAGUGUCAAACGAUUUACGAUCACAUUGAAUGUGAAAAGUGCCUGUGCUAGACGAUGUGUGUUAAUUGUAAAUAUUGUUAGACAAAUGCUAGUCGAUUAUACAACGUUAGUUAUACUACUUACAAUCUACGUAAAUUAGGUUAAUUUUACAACGAAAUUAAAAAUAAUUAAAAUUAUCUUCAAGUGUUCCGUAAUAGUAUAAAAUACUUAGGUUAAUUUGAUAUAAUUAUAUCUCGCUAUUUCUUAUGUACUUUCCUAUGCUUGACGACGCUGUAGGACAAUAUUUAAAUGUAUAUAUGUAAUUACGAUAUUAAGAACAAAGAUGACGGGACAUGUAUAAAUGUUCAUAUCCUAUGUUUAUUGUUUAGGUAUCGCCACGGGUUUUGAGUGAUGCUGAGCUUGACAAUAUACAAAUCGAAGUUUAUUUUUAACUUCUAUUUGUUAGGACCACGGUUGCUUUUUGAAGUGCCAAGAGAUGUCACCGUUCAAGAUCCGUGUCACAUUGUCUAUCAAGGUAUAAUGUAGGUACAUGCAAAUUGCAACAAUUAAUUACAACCGUCCAGAACCAAGUCUUGUGCCUUUGUAACAAAUAUACCUAUCUAUGCUAAUACAUACCUACAAACCCAUAUCAAUCGAUAUAAUAUCCUUAAAAUCAAUAAAAUCGUGUGCCCUAAAAUCGGCCUUUAAUCCAGUCAGGAAAGGUUUUAGUACCUAUAUGUCACAAGAGCGUAAAACGCAUCAUAUAGGUAUAUAACGCGAAGGGUUUACUACCUAUAAUCAUAUGAAUAUGAAGUAUGGAACAGCUUGUGCCCACCUCAAUUUGGCUUCGAUAAAUACAGUAAAACUUUCAGUUGGCGCUUAUGUUCACAAGCUUCUUAUAAAAAAAUACCAAUCUUCUCUAUUAGGUACUUAAUAAUUAGGUAUGUUUAUAAAGACGAAGUAUCAAUCAAUCUACUGAUGUAAAAAAUAAUGACAAGUGUAAACGCUCGCCUGUUGCAAACACACAACUUGGCAAAACUUUGCAAUAUGGAACUUAAUCUAAAUAAAAUGUUUCCUAAUUUAACUAGAUAUGGAUAUUAACUGAAAUUGAACAUGACGACUGUCUAUAUUUCACAGCUAGUCCUCACUUAUGUGCAGGAACUGACAAUACCCAUGACCCAAACAACCGGUAAUAAAAGUACAUAGGUAACUAUGACUUAUGGUCACAUUCAAAGGAAUUGAAAUUAAAUGUUUUAGUCGAGUCCGGUUAAAAGUACCUAAGUGUCAAUAACUAACUACUGGUAACUAUCUUUAUUACUUUUAGCCAUUAUAUCUACUUCAAGUGUCUAUUCUUGUUAACCCUUUAUUUUUAAUAUUACCUGAGUACAUUUGGGUCAAAAUUCAUUACGUUGUCUUGUUUUUGUCCUAAAAAAAUUGACGGAGUGGAGCUUUUUGUACGGGGUGAAAUUUAGUUUUUAAUUAUUCUCAAGAGAAUUACUUAAGCACUCAACUUUUUUUAAUUUUUUUGACAAAAGACAAAAAUAGAAGCGUAACAGAGUGGUUAAAAACAAGACAACGAAAAUAAUUUUGGCCCACAUUACCUACGUUUGAGCGCUAGUGAGUUAGACAACCUAAAAUACGGUAGAUAAGGGACCAUUAAACUUGCUCGUGCAUAUACAUACAUUAUCCUCGUAAGUUUGCUCAGAUGCUUUGCGUAGUGGUGAAAUUAUUGUAAUAUUAUCUUACACCGAUGUCAAUAAUAAGAUUACCUAGGUACUUACUUUAUGGAGCUGAAACAUUUUCCAUCAGUUUUCUUUUCAACGAGUCUGGCUUUACAUUUCAAAAUGACUAGCACGUGAGAGCAGGCAAUGAGGUGCCUGAGCGUGAGGUGAGGUGAGCCUAGGCUUAAGUCUCAGGAACCCUCUACCAUAAACCCACUCCCAUACAAUCAAAGUUACGCUCUCAAUUUAAAACGACAAGCUGAAAGAACAUAAAACUUGGCAUGAACAUUUAUGUAACAUAUAUCUGUCUGGUAUUUGUUUGUGUUGCUAAAAAUUGCAAUACCUAUAAAUAAAACGCUAUUCUUAGCGUCUCUAUUUUGUUAGUUUCAUCUGAUUUCUUAUGUAUGUGUAUGUAUAUGUAUUUUUUUUACUUAUAUGUGCAUGUAUUAUACCUAUGUAUUAUUUAUAUUACUUGUAUUUGUUUAGUUGUAUGAGUUGUGUAAAAAUACCUACUAACAUUAUAAUGUAUUCUUUUGUCUGUGUUUAGGAUCGUAUAAUUUUCAGUACCGGCCAAUAAUAUAUCACCUCCAUGUUUUAGAGGUAUAACUUUUUUUUUGUAUUUGUGAGUGACUUCCACCUCAGUUUUAGGUAGUCUAGUAGUAUUCCUUUGUACGGGCAAUGAGAAAAAUUGCUCAUAUGUAAUGGUUUUUUCAUAGAGGUUUUUUAGUAAUAUGCUGAGUAUCCUAUUGUAAUUCACAGUAUUUCAUUGCAGUAUUCAUCAUAUAUUUGUAUAAAAUGACGAGUAGGUAAAAUAUGCAAUCUACAAACUAACCUAUAUUGUUUACUCUAUACAAGCUCAUACAAAAACACUCAAAGGUGAUAUAUUAUUGGCCGGUACUGUACUUUGUUUUGUAAUUACAACAUGAUGUUGCACCGCCUACAAGUUAUCUGCUUUGCCCGAAGGUUGACUUGUAGAGAAUGCCUUGUAGCAUUAAGUCCGGCUUUUGUACAUUUGUAUUUUCUUUUGUGCAAUAAAGAUUAAAUAAAUAAGUAAAUAAAACGUGUAAAAGUUUUUAAUGAAAAAUUUUUACUCGCUCCUGCGUGCGAUCUUUGCGUUCGCUGUUGUUUGCUUAAAUGUUUUUAUUACAAUUCCAAGAUAUAGAUAUAUGUUACUUGAACUUCCAUGCUAAGUUUCAUAUCAUCUCAUCAAAUUCGUAUAUUCGACUGCAAAUACUUAUUUACUAUGUGAAGGCGCUAGGCGCUAGCACAGCCAUAGGCUGAAAAAGUUUUCCGAUGUAUGCUUUAUAUUUUGAACAGCUAAGUUUGCGCUAAUUUUCUUUGUCAUCAUACUGUACGACUAUACUGCCGGUUGCUGGCUGAGCGAAAUCUCUUUACGAACUUCUUGAAAAUGAACAGAAGAAAAUAAUGAUACGUACACACUGAUAUUCCUUAUCAUUACUAAGCCAAGAGACAUCCUAAUAAUUUAAGCCUUCAUUAAUUAAAUUUAUUGCCUCAAACGACGCUAAUUAGUUAUUUUAUAAUACAGACCCCUUUUAGACUUUUAUAAGCCAACAAACUCGCCAACAAACUGCAUUACUCGCCAACAAACUGCAUUACUCGCCAACAAACUGCAUAAGCAGUUUGGCAAGUAACUUUAAAAUUGAUCAUGUAUAUGGGUAUCUAAGCAUAAAACCUAUAUACACGAGUAGGCCCAGUGGUUCACGGUAGACCCUCUGAAGCCUACCAGAGGCGUGCCAAUCUUUCCAUUCCUGCCUAUUUUUCUUUUAACUAAUAUAAAAAUUUAAAUGCUUAGUUAUCAGUAUCACACUGAUGCGAUUUCCGAAGUUUGCAUUUAGCAGAAAUCCAUCCGUUUGCUAUCAUGACCGUCAAAAACUCUGAAAAAGCCUGAAUUACAGUCAAAACGAGUAUCUGGAUCAAACUCCGAUUCUAAAUAUCAAUUGUAUUAUCAAUAAUAAAGAUAAGAAUAAUUAUUUACGUAAUAACGUGGCCAGAGAUAUUUUUAUUCGAAUUUCACUGAAUUCAGUGAAUUUAAUUGUAUAAAUAACUUUUAUAAUAUUAAAAUAAUGUAGUAAGACUGCUCAGUAAGAAUUUAUACUGUGUAGGUUAUGUACAUAAGUUUGUUUAAAAUUUUAUCGCUUAGAUUUAAAUAUCAUUUAAGUUAAAUUAAGUUUUCCAAUCUAGUCAAUCAUUCAGUACUUACUUUAGUAGUAUAUAUUAAGCACCUAAUAUUACAAAGUGUUUCAAUACGUGACCAAACCUGUGGUUUUAGCUAGAAGAUGAUUAUACUAAAAGCUCUUUAUAUUAUGGUCAUAAUGAGACAUUAUACGUGCUGCGUAAUAGCCGUUUUACAUUUAGUUGGGUGUCUGAAACUAUAUCGAUAUAGGACAAACAUUAUCUAUAAGCGACUGGUCACCGAUAAACUAGUGUUGGUUCCAAUAUCCAUAAUAAUAUUGGAUCGUGCUAUAAAACAGAAAUAUAAGGAGCCCUAUUCGAAUUUAAUGCGUCCGAGAUACACUGCGAAUCGUGUAAUGUUGACAUUACGUAUAUAGCCCGCUCCAGACUACGUGGCUUCGCGCCGCGAUUCGCGCACGAGUGUUGAGGGGGCUUAUCAAUAACGAAAACAACAAAUCAAGUUGAAGUUUUUAAAACUUCUAAUAGGACUAAAGCACCCAAUACCGGGCGCCAAAGUAGGGUAGAGAUCCGUGAAUUCAUCCUAGUAAGCGAUCGGAAAACCUGCAGCCUUGUGUACAAAGUCUCAUCAUGUUAUCUUAACAUUUUGUUGCACGUUUAAUAUGCUCACUUGAGUCCCCGGCAAGCUCGGCCGAAUUUCACCUUCCCAUUCAUCUCAUCAUCCGCAUCAUUCCCAUUCGUUCGUUCUCAUUUUAAAAGUACGUGUUGGAUUGUAAUGAAACUUUGCACAUACAAUGACAUGAGGUAUAUCUAGGUCUGUAAUCUAUAUACAUAUAUAAACGUAAAAGUCCUGACUAACUGACUGACUGACUCACUUAAAUCAACGCCCAGCCCAAACCGUUGGACCUAAAGAGCUGAAUUUUUCACAAUAGAUAGCUUUUAUGACGUUAGUAUCCACUAAGAAGGGGUUUUUCAAAAUUCAUCCCCUAAGGUGGUGAAAAAGGGGUUGAAAGUUUGUAUGGAGAUCAUAAAUUUUUUUGAGUGCGGGACUUGAAACUUUGUAUAAAGGCAUAUUAUUAAAAUACUAGAAAAGUAAUUUCAGCGUUUUUGAAAAUUCAUCCUUUAAGGUGGUGAAAAAGUGGUAGAAAGUUUGUAUGGAGGUCAAACAUUUUUUUAAGUUCUUAGAAAUGCAUUGUAUAAGAUUCCAAAACAGUUAUUUUAACGUUCUUAAAAAUUCAACCCCUAAAGGGGUUAAAAAGGGGAUGUAAGUUUAUAUGUGGUACAAAUUUUCUUUUAAGCUAGGAACUUGAAACUUGGUAAAAAGGGCAUUAUAUUAAAAUAGACGAAAACUGAUUACUUACACCGUUUUUGAAAAGUUUGUAUUAAUAGUUUCGGGAGCGGAUACUUUUUUAAAUAGUGGACUUGUAAAUCUUCUAAGAGGGUCGAGAGGGAUUAUAUCGGGAACAAUUUUUUUCAGUUAGGGUCUUGAAACUUCGUAGUUUGUGAAAGAUAAAUUUCAUGCGUUGUAUAAUUAUUAACAAAUGAUUAACCGGAUAUCUUUUGCUGCGUAAUGUUCUAUAUUAUGCUCAUGUAGAAUAUAUAACCACCAACAUACAAAUCCACGCGUACGAAGUCGCGGGCAACAGCUAGUUAGUUUAUAUAGCUCCAGUUUAUAAAACAAACGAAAUAGAGCAAAAACAAGUUUUGUAUGAAAAACUUAAAUUCGCUGUAUUUUUUUUACUAUGAUAUUUGAAGCUACAUAAACUAAUUAGACAUAUACCUUAUCCUAUUGUAAGUACAACGUUUCAGUUUUAAAAUGUGAGCGUAACUACGUUUGUAUAGAGAACCGAGCUUGCCGGAAACCCUUAUUUCCCUAGAUUAUUUUCAGUGAAGGCAUGUGUUUGUACAGUCAGCAACAACUAUAUAUAUAUACACGAGCGAAGAGUUCAAUAUAUCCGAAUUCUGUUUACCUAUUGCUGUGAUUGCAAGAGGCUAAAGCCUAGAUUUGUAGUUAGAUACAUUUUUACACAUCUCAUGCUAACUGUGCUAUGCUCAAGCAAGUAUCAAGACCGUUUGCUUGCUAACACCAACGCGCGUUAUAUAACAGCACAAAUUUAUGUAGGUACCUAUAGUAUAAACGACAGAUGCCCUGAUGGUAUAGAUAUAUGUAUAUAUAUAAAUGAAGAGUUAUUCUAAACUUGUUUGAGACGAGUCUUCUGCAGGUUCUCGAAUCAUUUCUAGAGAAAAUUCAAAAACAAUACAACUAAUUGGAAGGUACUUUGACUUUGCAUCCAAUCCAUAGUUUACGGAUAUUUUCUUUGCCCU